AUGAAGGCACAACUAGCAGUUGGUUUAAUAUCGUGUGCCUUUCUUUUCAGAAUCGCAACUUCUAACGAAUUUCAACGAAUUAUCAAUGGUGCAUACGCCUCUGAAAAACAAUUUCCAUACCAGGUAUAUUACGAAAGCCUUGAUUUCUCCAACUUGGAAAAACCGUCUUAUUGGAGUUACAAAUGCGGAGGGACAUUAGUAUCGAAGAGAAUUAUCCUGACGGCGGCACAUUGUGUCGACAGUCCUAAAAUAUAUGCAAUUCGAAUAUUUUUUGGAGCCCUUUAUUCAAAUGGUACGUUUGAACCUGGUAAAAAACGAUUGAUAGUUAAAAGGAAAGAUAUUGUGGUUCAUGAGAAUUGGGAACGGUUUCCAGGCUACAAUGAUAUCGCUCUAAUAAAACUACCAAUCGAUGUUAAUUUCAAUGAGUAUAUUCAACCGGCCAAAUUACCUUCGCCAAGUGCUUCUUACAUUGGGAGGGAGGCCACUACCUCUGGAUGGGGAAGGAGUAGAUUCGAAGUGAGAGGACCAGAACCCCAGCUCAAAUACUUCAAUGUGGAUAUUAUUUCGAAUGAUCAAUGCAAAAUGGAAGAAGACCAAAGACACUAUCCAUAUAAAAUAUACCCAACAUCUUACAUAUGCAUUGGCCCAAGUAACAAUUCACCGUGCUACAAAGACUCUGGAGGACCUCUGAUUGUUAAAAAUGACACGGAAACCGUGUUGGUGGGAAUCACAUCGUUUGGAGUGCCGGGUUGUCCACGUCGACGUUUUGCUGCUUUGGCAACAAUUACAAGAGCGCCACUGCCAGUACCAGUAGCAGGGGCAGGAGAGGACUACUUCCAGUCCCAGUACCCUACUCCAGUAGGAGCACCAGAAAACCAGAAUCAGAUUCAUCUGAACCGAAGCAGAAGCGGCAGAAUCAGACGAGGCAAGCAACUAACGUGGAACGUGUCGGAGGAUGAAACGACAACGGAAAAAUACAUACCGAGGCAAGAAAAAUAUAAGCACCCUGUUGCACGUCGGCAGGAUGAUAUGCAGGAGAAGCUUGAGUUGAAGGAGGGUGCAGGGCUCAAGGGCCAGGCUUGUAGUCAGGAUGGGGAGAAAGUUGGACAGCUGGGUCGGCGACUUGCCGCCACUCAAGUGAAGCAACAGUCCGCAAUCACAACAUGCCAGUACACCCACGCAGGGUCCUCCACGCACACAGACAAACAAAAUACACACAGAUACGAGCCAGUCACGUAA
Messenger RNA from Drosophila bipectinata, 1239 nucleotides. Lineage: Eukaryota; Metazoa; Arthropoda; Insecta; Diptera; Drosophilidae. The record is from RefSeq and is a predicted model, not a curated record.